This is a messenger RNA of Carassius carassius (crucian carp), 3773 nucleotides long. RefSeq names its product meiosis regulator and mRNA stability factor 1-like. The transcript is spliced from 11 exons. The annotation marks the transcript as partial. The record is from RefSeq and is a predicted model, not a curated record. Lineage: Eukaryota; Metazoa; Chordata; Actinopteri; Cypriniformes; Cyprinidae.
CAUGUGACUGUUCUUUCUCUGUACAGUUUCCCAGAGUGCUAUGCAGCAGAGUUCAGUCCUUUACCCGUAGCAGAGGAGGGGAAGCUGGAGGGAAGCGUCCCGUUAGAGCACCUCAUCACCUGCAUCCCUGGAGUCACUAUCGUAACGGCCCAGAACGGCUUCAAGAUCAUCAAGUGGAUUCACAACAAACCCCCGCCACCAAACGCAGAUCCGUGGCUGCAGCGCAGUAAGAGUCCGGUCGGGAACCCACAGCUGAUCCAGUUCAGCCGAGAGAUGGUGGAUCUGAUGAAGAACCAGCCGUCCUGUCUGGUGCCCAUCACAAAGUUCAUUCCAGCGUAUCACCACCAUUUUGCCAAGCAGUGCCGUGUGUCCGACUACGGAUACUCCAAACUGCUGGAGCUGCUGGAGGCCGUUCCUCACGUGCUGCAGAUCCUGGGUUUAGGCUCCAAGCGUUUGUUGACAUUGACCCAUCGUGCUCAAAUCAAACGCUUCACUCAAGACCUGCUGAAGCUGCUGAAGUUUCAAGCCAGUAAACAGGUGGUGAUCAGGGACUUCACUCAGGCAUAUCACUGGUGUUUCUCCAGGAACUGGCAGGUGGUGGAUUAUGGGAUGUGUGAUCUGAUGGACCUGCUGGCUGAGAUUCCAGACACAACAAUCACGGUCUCUCAGCAGGAUGCUGACACGCUCAUCUCUGUUCCUAAGAGAGAGCGGACGGUGGAGGAGCUGGAGCGCACACGGCAGUUUGGCAAGGAGGUGGUAGAUCUUCUGAGACAUCAGCCGCACUUCCGGAUGCCCUUCAGCAAAUUCAUCCCCACGUAUCACCACCACUUCGGACGGCAGUGCAAGCUCUCCUACUACGGCUUCACCAAACUCAUGGAGCUGUUUGAGGCCAUUCCAGACAUUCUUCUGGUGCUGGAGUGUGGAGAGGAGCGGCUGUUGGCGCUGACGGAGGUGGAGCGCGUCAAAGCUUUAGUGGCUCAGCUGGUGAAGCUGCUUCGGGCCCAGAGAGACUCAGCACUUCCUGUCAGUCAGCUGCUGAGUGAAUACAGCAAGACGUUUGGCUACAGCCUCCGCCUGCAGGACUACGACGCCGCCACGCUGCCCGCCCUGCUCAACAAACUCUGCCACGUGGUGAAGGUGGUGGACACUCCCGAAGGGAAAGAGGUGCAGCUGAUUAACAGGAAGUCCCUGCGUGCCUUGACGUCUCAGCUGCUGGCGCUGAUGAUGUCACUUCCUGAGGAUCAUGAUCAUCUCGUAGUGGAGGAGCUGAGGAAGCAGUACGAGCUCAGCUAUGGAGCACCGCUCAACUCUUGCGAGUACGGCUUCAUCUCUCUGAACGAGCUGCUGAAGAGUCUGCCUUACCUGCUGCAGCUCUCUGAAGGCGAGCAUGAUGACGGUGACUCAGAGGAGCGUGUGAGGCUGACCAAACUCUACCAGUUUGCCCGCAGCAUCCGUGCGCUGCUGCACACGUAUCAUUAUAACCAGAUCUUCCUGUCGGAGUUCUGCGGCGCCUUUAGCAAAUACACCGGCCAAGAGUUUCAGCCGCAGACGUAUGGCUAUAAGACGCUGGAGGAGCUGCUGGCUGCUAUACCACAGGUGGUGUGGAUUAAAGGUCAUGGUCACAAAAAGAUCAUCGUCCUGAAGAACGACAUGAGAGCUCGUGCCAGUCCUGCGGUCACUGCAGACGAGCCGUGUCCUGAUGAAGAGCCCCGGUCAGCUGAAAGCCCCGCCAGCGGUGAGAUGGAGCUGCUGUGUCUGGGUUCUCCUGUGGAUCUGCUGUGUGCUCCGGUUCCCUCCUGCCUCCCGUCUCCUCAGCUUCGGCCCGACCCGGUACAGCUGCAGCCCAGGGAUCUGAUCCGCUUCGAGCCUCAUCCGCACGCUCCGUCUGAACGAGAGCCAGUUCACGAUCAGCAGCCUCAGUCGGCCAACGGUCCUCUCAUGACUUCAGCUUCUGGUCAUGGAGUGAGCAGCGCAGUGGAGCCCUCGGGCUUGAAAACAUGCGUUACAGACAGCCCUGGCCGGCGAACGGCACGCAACAAGGUUAAACUAGCAGCUAAUUUCUCCUUCACAUCCGCCCUGUCUGUCUGAAGCUGAGCACGUCACGUGAGGAGGAAUAUUUGCGAAGCGUGACGUGUUGUUCUGUGAGGCUAGCACAUGUUCUGCGUGGUGAAUAUCGUGACUGUUCAGUGUUCAAAGUUUGAUUUGUCUGGACUGCAGCAGACCUCGUGUUCAUUUGGUGUUUCUCUCAAACCAAGCCACUGUUCCUCCACGCGGAUGUUGUUUUCUUUACUGCAGUCGCUCAUUAUCAGUCGUUCGGUUGAGGCCUGAAUCGUGCAGACCGCAGCUGAUUGCUGGACAUCACUCUGAGCUGCUGUGAAUUCUCCAAACCUUCAUUACGGUGAAUCUUUCCUCCUGCUGAGAUGUGCUGUCGUGCCUUUGUUUGAGAUGUUAUUUGUGUUGUUUGAAGCACAUGGGCUUCGUCUGAUGAAAUGGAAGAAUGAGUUUGCUGGAAUUCACUUUAUUCUUUUUCGAUCCGAGAUCUCAAACACUCACAGAUGCUUUUGUGUUAAGUCUCUUUCAGAGCCAGAGCCUGUUAUCAAAGGGCCUUCCUCCUUUUUAACUGAUUGAUUAGGCAAAGCCGCCCGUCUCAAAUUGCUUAAGUUCAUAUUGUGAAUGAAGUCUGUGUUUAUUGAAACUCUUACAGAAGUGUUUAGUUUAAGAUCGUCUCAGCUCAUCUCGGAGGAGUUUCGCUGGCGUCUGGAAGAAUCAUGGGAGUCUGCGUGAAGUUCAGCAGGCCGAAGAGAAACACCCUAAUGUUCUGCAGACCGAGGCAGUUUGUUGUUUUACGGAUGUUUUUUUUUUUUUGUGGUCCGGAAGUUGCUUUGAUAGUUCUAUGCACAUGGUGCAUAAACCCUUGUUUGUAAGCAGUCCUUUGAGUAGCUGCAGGCUUUUACUGCGUUUCUUCUUUUAUGUAUUUUGGCAAAAUCAUGCUAAUUCAGUGUAACUGUUCCUCUGGAAAUGCCAAGGUUGUUUACUUGAACCUUGAGUUCGUGUGUUUGGUUGCGGUUUGCUUUCCACGGUGGCUCUUCGAUGGCUUUUACAAUGGUUUGUAUCAGCUUUGAGACGCCGGCGCAGGACUCCGCUUCUGCUAAUGGCUUUGGGUCACAGUGGGUUGAUUGUGUGCAUGUGCUCUGUUUAGGGUAGUUUUCGGCUCGUAGCAGCACGAGGAGCUCAGAGUCCUGUGUCUGAACGCUCACCUGUGCUGUACCGCGGCUGUUGAACGCAUUCAUUUGUUUCUUUUAAGGGUGGCCCUCUUUGGCCAAUGUUUUUGGAAGCCUUUAAAAAUGCUACCAGCGGAAACUCUUGAGCUGAAGUACAUGUGUCUCAGUGAUUUUAUGCAUGUUUGCAUAACUUUUGCCUCAUGCUGUUUAUGGAUAUAUUUGAUUUAGGCAGAGCAUUUAUUGGCCAGCAGAAAUCUGACAUGUACAUGUGUCUCAUCUUUAGCGUCUCUGUUCGUCAAGUGCAGUUUGUGUGUGUGUGUGUUCACUCUCACGUCUGUCAGACAACCACAAUGAACCAAGAAGCCUCUCAGAUUGUGACGUUCGCUGAACUUAAUGAGCUUCAUGUGAAAUAACGUGGACGUUCAGCCUCAAGACACUGGAGGUCUUGUAUGAUUUUAGUCUCCACCAGAAAGUCCUGUUAGAACGUUUUUUUUUUUUAUUUCUAUGUAAUGACCAAAUUUCUGUCAUGUAUAAUAAAUAUCACAAGCAUCA